This is a messenger RNA of Schistocerca cancellata (South American locust), 1089 nucleotides long. RefSeq names its product cuticle protein-like. Gene Ontology annotation, cellular component: extracellular matrix. The coding region runs from base 1 to 1089 and encodes 362 amino acids. Lineage: Eukaryota; Metazoa; Arthropoda; Insecta; Orthoptera; Acrididae. The record is from RefSeq and is a predicted model, not a curated record. The transcript has 4 exons.
AUGGCUUACAAGGUACUGGUGCUAGCGUCGCUGGUGGGCGUGGCGUGCGGUGGCAUCAUCGGGGGACACGGGGUUCUGACGGCGGGACCGCCGCUCGCCGUCGUGGCCAGAGGCCCCGCGCCGGUGGUGAAGGCCGUGGCGGGCACCGACACCGACUUCGACCCCAGCCCGCAGUACAGCUACGCGUACGACAUCGCCGACUCGCUGACCGGCGACAACAAGGGCCAGCAGGAGACGCGCGACGGCGACGUGGUGCAGGGCAGCUACACGCUGCUCGAGGCGGACGGCUCGCGCCGCACCGUCGAGUACACGGCGGACCCCGUCAACGGCUUCAACGCCGUCGUGCACCGCGAGGCGGCCGUGGUAGGCGGCAAGGCGGUGGUCGGCCCGCCAGCGGGGGUGCAAAAGCAGGUCGGCCCCUUCGGCGUCGCCAAGGUGCCCGCCGCCGUCGGCUUCGCGCCGCUCCACACCCAGGCCUACAUCGACCCACCCGGGUCCAGAGAAGCCAACAGUCAGUUCACAUCCACCACAAUGGCAGUCACGCUGUUGGUCCUGGCCGGAGCGCUGUCCGUGGCGAGCGCGGGUCUGCUGGGAGCCCCCGCCGUCGUGGCACCCGGGGCGCCGCUCGCCGCCCACGCUUACGCCGCCCCCGCCUACGCCGCCCCCGCCUACGCCGCCCCCGCCUACGCCGCCCCGGCCGUCGCCGUCGCCCGCGCCGCGCCCGUCGUCGCCAAGGCUGCCGUCGUCGACGACUACGACCCGAAUCCUCAGUACAGCUACGCGUACGACAUCCAGGACGCGCUGACCGGCGACUCCAAGGGCCAGCAGGAGACCCGCAACGGCGACGUGGUGCAGGGCAGCUACAGCCUGGUCGAACCUGACGGCUCCCGCCGCACCGUCGAGUACACGGCCGACCCCGUCAACGGUUUCAACGCCGUCGUGCACCGCGAGCCCGUGGUGGCCGCCAAGGCUGUCGUCGCCGCCCCCGCCGUCGCCAAGGUGGCCGCCCCCGUCGCCUACGCCGCCCCUGCGUACGCCGCCCCUGCCGCCUACGCUGCUCCCCUGCACACCAAGGCCAUCCUCGGCUAA